CCUCUCCAGCAACACCGAGAUCCAGUUUCCCUUAAGCCGCUCUCGCGCGUUUGUCUGUUCUCGUCGCGUUCGCGUCGUGUCCUACCGAUUAUUUUCUCCUUCCUCCCCCCCUCCCCCGCCCGCGCACGAGAUCGUCGACACGGUAGAGAGCCGCGCGGUAUACACACGAACGUGUCGUCGUAGCACCGAGUGUCCCGCUUUAAAAAGUAAUUGCCCGGUGCCGAGCCCCAGGAUGGCGUUCAACGGAGACGGACCACACUCCAAGAGGCAGCGACUCGAGGAAUCUGGCCACAGGAAUCACGAGUAUGGCGGGUACGGAGACGAGCCACGACGCAAAAGAGAAGACAAUAAUACACCAAAUCACGUUCUCCUCUUCACAAUUAUCAAUCCAGUCUACCCCAUCACUGUGGAAGUCUUGCACACGAUCAGUGCACCCAGCGGGCAAGUUCGGCGUAUCGUUAUCUUCAAGAAAAACGGCGUUCAAGCCAUGGUGGAGUUCGACUCGGUGGAAUCGGCAACGAGAGCGAAGGAGACACUUCACGGAGCAGACAUAUACUCCGGAUGCUGCACACUGAAAAUCGACUUCGCGAAGCCUACAAAGCUGAACGUUUACAAGAACGACGCAGAAAGCUGGGACUACACGACGCCGACGCUCGGAUCGAGUGCACACAAAAAUGACACGACCGGAAAUGGAAGGCCGGCUCCCCUUUUGGCGGAACCCAGAUACGGCGCCGCGCCCCAGCCUUACGGAUCCACGCCACAGGUAACUUUCCCCCCGGGUGCCGGCCACGAUCGUUACGAGGAGAAUUUCAAUGGACCAGCAACGUAUGCGGAGCCGUACGUCGAGCGUUAUGGUAUCAAGAGCGACUUUAGCGGUCGAGAGCCUUUGCAUCCCACGCCGCCACGGCCUGGAUACGUGCCCACCCUGGGACAGACUCCACCUUCGAGCACGCAGGGCUCCGUGAUGAUGGUUUAUGGCCUGCAGCCGGACAAAGUCAACACCGACAAGCUCUUCAAUUUGUUUUGUCUGUACGGAAACGUGACGAAGGUGAAGUUCUUGAAGACGAAAGAGGGUUGCGCCAUGAUCCAGAUGGGCGACAGCAUAGCUGUAGAACGGUGUUUACAGAAUCUGAACAACGUCACGAUCGGGACGGACGGCAGGUUGCAGCUGGGUUUUUCGAAACAGGCUUUCCUCUCAGACGUAACCAACCCCUACAUUCUGCCUGACAAGACAGCGAGCUUCAAGGAUUUCACGGGAAGCAAGAAUAACAGGUUCCUAAAUCCAGCAAUGGCCAAUAAGAAUAGAAUACAGCCACCUUCGAAGAUAGUCCACUUUUUCAACACUCCCCCGGAUUUAACCGAGGAGACCGUGCACCGUGUGUUCGUCGAACGCGGUAUCGAGGCGCCAACGACAGUGAAGCUGUUCCCCCUUAAAUCGGAACGAUCGUCGUCUGGCCUCAUCGAGUUCAGCAGCGUUGGAAUCGCGGUGGCCGCCAUCAUGGAAUGCAAUCACACAGCACUGGAAAACAGCAACGGCAAGUUCCCGUACAUCAUGAAGCUUUGUUUCUCGUCGUCCCGCACCAUACCCACCAGUUUCCCGCCAAGCAGCGGCAGCACAUCGAGCAAUUCCGCCGGUAAUGGCCACGUCAAAAUGCAGCAGGACUCGGAAUAGAACGGCGAGGUCCAGGGCCAGCAGCGUCAGCGUCAGCGCCAGCGUCCCUCUCUCGCCCUGCACCCGUUGUGUGCCCCGACGGGCACGGCCCUGCACCCAGCCGCAGCGAUCACACUUUCCCCGGUUUUACCGCCGCCCGUGCCGCCACCUUUGCCGCCCACCUGCGUCCUGAUCGCCACGCCGACGCUCUAUCCGACCGUGCCGCCGCCGCCGCCGCCCCCGCUGUCUACGUUCUGGCCGUACUGAGGGGAGGAGCGGGCCUAUCCGACGCACGAGGGGCAAGGAACCUCGUCGACGUCUUCUUCUACUCCUCCGCCUCGUCUCGUAACCAUCAUGGCGAAAUGGUUCGCGGACCGCUGGUUGCUGGACAGAUUUUAAUUUCGCGGGUCGACGACCUUAUCGACGCCAGUCCCGAGGACCAACGAGCGAUCGUCGCUUGGGCGCGGUGCUCGGAUGAAUUUCGUGGAUCGUCUCGUCAUCGAACAGGAUGGAACCGGCGCGUCGAACGGCCAGGCUGCUGCUGCAACGAUGGUCAAUCGAGGAUCAUCCCGUCGGCCAAAAAAAGAGUCAGGCGACAACCGAGAGGCAGCAAAUCGUUUCUGAUAUUACACGCCGCUGCUCCGUGUAUCUCUUUAUUAUUUUUUCUUUUCUUUUCGUCUCCUUUCUUCGUUCUUCUGUUUCUUCCUGUUGUUUCGGCGAGGUUCGGGUACAGACGCGUGUGCCAGCGUCAGUAUUAAAUUGUUGAGACGGCGCUGCGAGCCCGACGUUCUUCGCGGUAGCUUCUUUCCUUACGUGGGACGCGCGAGGAUCGAUCGUGAAGGUACCGUCAGUGUAAAUAAUAGCUUCGGGAGAGACCGCCGUCCGAUGGGAGUUCGCCACCCAGGAACUGGACCGACGGAACGGCCACGUUCCGUGGGAAAUCAUCGAGCAACGACUCACUCAGAUUCUCGACUUCCGUUAGAUACAUGUAACUUUCCAUCGUGCAGACAGUAAAAGGCGUACGAAAAUCAGAAAGAGAAUAUCUCCAACUGCUUGGUUGCCAGAAGAUCGCUAGAUUAUAUUAGCGACUUCUAGUUGCAGUUCAAAACCGUGCAGUACCUGAUCGAUCGCUGUUCGACUCGAUCAAACAAGUGGAAUGGCAUUCCACUGUCUCUCAUCGACCAUCGUUAAGAAAGCUCGCUAGUUUCUCCAAACCCUAAAAAGCAUCGUCCUACGGUCGAGAAGCGGUCGACCAGGUUUGUCAAACCUUCGAACAUCGUCCAACGGAAAAGUCGAGGGUCCGAGCGAGCUCUGGUCCCAAAAUCCGGGGCCCAGCCUGUACGACGUUUCGCACGGCGGCGUUUGUUCUCUUCUCCCCCCCAGUGUACGGGCGCGCGUACACGUUACACGUGCACACACACGCACAUGGACAUACACGAACACAACACACAUGCACACGAACACAGUUACACACGAAUUAAAACCGUGAAAGACACCUCCACGAUUUCGAGGCCGAGUGCACCGCGUUCCUCGUUGUCCAUUUCAUGGGAUCCAAUAAAUCGGAGGUUCCUCAUUGACCAUUAGAAAAACUACACGCUGGAUACAGUGUCAAUAGAGAGUGUUCAGAGGAUCUGAAUCAAUUGUGCUCCGAGAACGUUGAACAAGUUUUAUCGAUGCAGCCUACGAACGUGUAUCGCGCGAUUCAACGCCUCCGACUCGCGAGAAUCUUUCCCCUACGCGCGGUUCUUCGAUCCUGUAUGCACACUCGCGUGCACGUUUAUCGCGAGUGGAAAGAAAGAUCAGUUUCGGUUCGACUCUCGAGUAGCUGGGGUAUUUGUUUAUCAUUUGAACUGAAAUUUAAUCGACACACUUUUCACAGGCGAAGACUAGGAAAAAAUGACAUAGAUUUAUGAGUAAGGAAAUUUAGAGUUUGGCAGACUCUUUAUGUCCCACUGGGAACAUAAUACGAAUCAUUUUUAAAUUAAACUAAGAUUAAGUAGAUAUGGUAUCUGCUGAAGAACUUUCAAACAUGGCUGACCACCCGGCUACUUAGGGGACUCUGGAUAACGGCGACUAAUUUUUACUUGGUCACAGGCUUAACGAAACUACUGGCACUUCUUUCCAGGACCGAGGUCUUUCUUUCUGUCUGCAGUAUAUGCAUUUUUGCAUAUAAAUAUGCAUAUUUGCGUUUACCCGUUGUUUGAGAAUUCGAUUUUGCCAGGCUAGGAAAGAACGACGAAGGUGAAGCUUCUCGCGAGUCUCGGCCGAUAGCAAACGAAAGAGAUAGAGAAGAUACGAUAUAAAAAAGAAUGUCGUCAAUGACACGUGUGUUUUGUCGACGAGAAGAAACGAGUAAUCAUCGUUUAUCGUCUCCCGUUGAUUCUUCGAGGAAAGAGAGAAAGAAAGAUUGAAGAAAUAAUAAGAAGUAUCCCUAAAUCCUCCCCCAAGCUGUAGUGUUCAGGUUGCGACGACGACUCGGUUACCCGUGCUUGCUGAAGGACGAAGAGAAACGAGAGAGAUUUUUAAGGAGAAAACGAAGAAAAGACAAGCCGAUCGGAACGAUGGUAAUUUUCACUUCAAGCACCUCGUACACUAUUGAUCAGAUCGCGGACUGUGAAAUGAAUUUUAUAUGAAGACAAUGAAGUCGACGACACACAAUAUAUUAGCGAGUCCCUCGGCAAUAUUUUGUCGGGCCGGGGGACGUUUUUAUAAUGAAAAGGUUUUAGAUCUCCGAUUUAAAAGCGAUAAAAAAAAAAAAGUAAUAAGAUAAAUAAAGUAAACGUUGUGUUUUCGAAGCGAACCAAAUGAUUACUAAAUAAAUAUAGAGACUCGUGACUCGGCCAUACGUAACGUAAGAUAAUAAAGAGAAAAAAAAAAAAUGAGCUACGUUACAUCCCCCUCCCCCUCUGCCCCCCCUCUUUAAGAUGCGUGAAAAUAAUCCGCCACUUUUGUCCAUUGAUAAUCGUGAGAGAGAGAGACCUAAACAAAAUGAGAUAUAACUUAAAUAAGCAACAAAAAAAAAAAAUGUUUAUAUUCGAGGCAAUAUUUGUUACAAUACAACUAUAGAGGAUAAGUUGUAUACCGUUAAGGGGCUCAGUACACAAAGCGAGGAUCCUUGUUGAUUGCCGUAAUAAGAAUGGUGAAAAAAAAAAAAAGGGAAAAUGAUAAUUAAAUAAGAGGACGAAAGGAUGAUGAGACAACGUACGAUCUGUAACCGACGAAAAUAUACACGUUGUGCGUUGCUGCUGACAGUUUCGGUUAAAUAGAAGCUUAUCGAUCGUAAUAAAGUGAUAUAUAAUAAUAUAUAUCGACGCGAGAGAAACAAUGGUACUAAGCUAAGGAAUUAAGAAGAAAAUAAAAAUGAUAAACAAACAUACAAAUUAAAAAAAAAAAAGAAGCAAAGGUGCACACCGAAACGAUGUGCUUCGAUGAUCGUUAACGUUCAUCUGUCGUUUAUUGUUUUCGAUUCCUGUUCACGAUUGUGUUCCGUUCCACGGUUAAAUAGAUUAAAUCGUUUUUUUUUUUUUCAUUCUUCGUUCUAUUAAGCCUCCGACGCGGAGGACUGUAAAAUUGUUCUUACAUCACAUUCUCAUAUUUUUAUUAUCGAUAAGAGCCGUCUAUUAAUAUUACUAUUAUUAUAAUUACGAUUAUUAUUAUUAUUAUUAUUAUUAUGGUUAUUAUCAUUAAUUAUUAUUAAUUUUCGCUGUUGCGUAACUACAUAUACGAUUGUAACAGUAUAGGUUUCACGGUAGAGUAAUGACACAUCACGUUUUAAUCCGACGAACCUGGGAAAUUUCGUUUCAUAUAGUGAGCAGGACCUAACGCGUAAGGUAUAAAAAAAUAAGUGAAAAAAGAUGUAGGUAUAAAUAAGCAGCUAGGACUUGUAAUCAUAUCAUAACGUUUUGUAGAUAAUAUUAUAUGUGAUCUGCGGAGUAUGGCGUUUAAAUCAAGAGUGUAUCGUCUCGUAAUUCGUGUGCUGAUACAUGACAAGAAUGUAGUAGAAGAAUCCUUGUUCGAACGCGAGUCGGACUCCGAUUUCUGUUUCCUUGUCGUUUUUUAGGCGAUCGAAGCGAGAACGCAAUUCAAUCCUCGGCUAACACGUAAUUCUUUGAGAACGAAUCUGCAGCGUAGAGAGAGGCACUCGAUUAACCAGGUCCUUUUUUACCUCUUCUUUUAAAUCGCGAGAAUUAGACAUCGAUUUUUCGACUUUCAUAACGCUUCAGCAUACGUGUGUGAUAGUAUUCGUAAAUCCAUAAUACGUGCCCAUUCCUGAUUAUAAUAUUCCAUGGUGACGAGACGAGCGAAACGAGGCUGAGAAACGAACCGGGAUAGCAAACGAAAUAAAGACGAAGGAUAGGACGGAUGCACCUUCGUUUUUGAGGAAUUAUCUAUAAUUGUAGACGUCUCGUUUCGCUAGGGAAUAGAGAGCUGAUACGUGUAUCUUCGGCUGAACGAUGCCCUCCUGAUGAAAAUCCCCGCUCCAACGUGUGGGUGUACAGUAGGUACACGUUACGAGAACAAAAGAGUGACAGAUAGACGUAAAAAUGAAGUAAGAAAGAUGCAA
Molecule: messenger RNA, 6215 nt
Organism: Colletes gigas
Lineage: Eukaryota; Metazoa; Arthropoda; Insecta; Hymenoptera; Colletidae
Gene: sm
Product: heterogeneous nuclear ribonucleoprotein L
Exons: 11
Coding region: 233-1672 (479 amino acids)
Biological process (GO): regulation of RNA splicing; mRNA processing
Cellular component (GO): nucleus
Molecular function (GO): mRNA binding
Source: RefSeq, a predicted model, not a curated record